CGCAGCAUCCUCACCCCCUUUACUCAUUUUAGAUCUCCUUCAGUUUGCCUGCAAAAGGAUCUAUCAGAUCAACAAACAUGAAUGAUGAAGACAAUAAUGCCGUCUAUGACACAGUCCCAAAAGAGAGGAUGUAUGAGUUUCCCAUCCAGCCAAGAGAAAAUGAAGAUCCCCUUUAUGAUGAUGUCCAUGAAGACUCAAGGCCCGAAAACAAUCUAUAUGCCACCGAGCUAAAAGCUGACGAAUAUGAGUCUAUGUCUUUCUCUGUCUCUAGAGGAGAGGAGGACAGCUUGCCCUCCUCCCAACCAGAUGCAGGAGACUAUGUCCUACCUGAUGAGGUGCUUGAGGCCCAGGAUCCUCAGCGAGGUGAGCCCCUGGAGGACAGUGGCAUCUCGAUGGAAGAAUUGCAUUCGCCAACCCAGACCCAGGAGACCCAGCCAGAGGAGCCCCAGGAGAAUGGAAGCAGGGUGAAUAAAGACCUGCCUUCACCUUCAAGCUUCUCCAUCCAGCACAGCAAGGCCUUCUCCAUCAGCGGGGAUUCUCCAACGAUCUGCUCUAGAGCUAAUGGCUUGGAAGAAAAUGAAGCCUCUUCCGUGAACCUGGAGAUUAACCUCUUUGUGAAGGCUGGAAUUGAUGGGGAAAGCAUUGGCAACUGUCCUUUCUCUCAGCGCCUCUUUAUGAUCCUCUGGCUGAAAGGAGUUGUGUUCAAUGUCACCACUGUGGAUCUGAAAAGAAAACCAGCUGACCUGCACAACCUAGCCCCAGGAACCCAUCCACCCUUCCUGACCUUCAAUGGAGACGUGAAGACAGAUGUCAAUAAGAUCGAGGAGUUCUUGGAGGAGAACUUAACCCCUGAAAAAUACCCCAAACUGGCAGCGAAACACCGGGAAUCCAACACGGCAGGCAUCGACAUCUUCUCCAAGUUCUCAGCCUACAUCAAAAACACAAAGCAGCAAAACAAUGCUGCCCUUGAGAGAGGCCUGACCAAGGCCCUGAAGAAACUGGAUGACUACCUAAACAACCCUCUGCCAGAGGAGAUCGAUGCCAAUACUCACGGGGACGAUGGACGAUCCCGGCGCAAGUUCCUGGACGGGGACGAGCUGACACUGGCUGACUGCAACCUGUUGCCCAAGCUCCAUGUGGUCAAGAUCGUGGCCAAGAAAUACCGCAACUACGACAUCCCCGCUGAGAUGACAGGUCUGUGGAGGUACCUCAAGAAUGCCUACGCCCGGGAUGAGUUCACCAACACCUGUGCAGCUGACAAAGAGAUCGAGCUGGCCUACGAGGACGUUGCCAAGCGGCUCAGCCGAUCCUGAGCUCAGCCACCUCGCCCCCUCCCUGCUGCACAAGGACACAGUCUCUCCCAGGCUUCACAGAUUCGGAUUCCUCUUCCACGUUGCCUUGGGGAAACUUCCGUUAUCACAGCCCCAUCUUGUUGGCAUCACCAGAACUCCAGCCUGCUCUCUUUUCACAAAGGUCAACACCAUAGCCUGUCUCGACACACAGGAAGCCGAUGAGCAGAAAUGAUGGAAACAGUCAACCUCUCCACCUUCUGGCCUGAUCUGGGUUCAUUGUACUGGGGGUUAGUGUCGGAGAAGCCCACCUGCAGGGUUGUCACUGGCCCCUUCUGCCAAUAUCAAAAUCUCUUCUCAGAUGCUUUAGAGACAUGCAACAUUGGCUCCUCUUCUACUCCUAGUCCUCAUCUGUAACUCCAGUGACCAAGGACAAAUGCCACCUUCAUUCUUAUUAGAAAGUGAAUGGGAGAGGACUGAGCUGGCUGUGGAUUUGAGCAUUUGACAGACACCAUCAGUCACUACUUUCUGACACUCCUGGUAUUGGGCAGUGAUGGCAAGAUUGGAAAAUUGCUCCAGAUGCCUUCUCGGUUUCUGCAGUGCUGGAAAUGUUGCAAAGCUGCUGGGCACCUGGCAGGCAUGGACACAGCUUUCCAUGCUGUCCGGGCAUUGCCAGGAAAGAAAAUUGACAUGCAGUUUCAAACGGGGGAUCGGAAGAGUGU
Messenger RNA from Choloepus didactylus (southern two-toed sloth), 2011 nucleotides. RefSeq names its product chloride intracellular channel 5 (gene CLIC5). The coding region runs from base 78 to 1313 and encodes 411 amino acids. The transcript is spliced from 8 exons. The record is from RefSeq and is a predicted model, not a curated record. Lineage: Eukaryota; Metazoa; Chordata; Mammalia; Pilosa; Megalonychidae.